UCGACUCCAAUCAUCAAACAGCCGUCGGUGACCCGCUCUCUGCCUCCCUUUGCCCUCCUCUGCCCUUUCCUUAAAUCUCUACGUAAAUGAAAACUGUAUUUUAUACGUGUAAAAUACGUACAUAGAAACUUAUAAAAACUCUCUCUUUUCCUUUAUUUCUUUCUAUUUUUUUUCCCUCUUCAUGCAGUGAACGAAAUGGGCAACUGCUUUGCACGUAAAACGGUGAAGAAACGACCCGUCACAAAACGGUUGCAGAACCAACAAAACGGACCCAACUCCAGCAACCGGUGGGCCAGGGUCCGAUCGUCCAGGAAAGACAAGCUUGAUGAUGCUCUGCUUCAAGAGCAGGCUUUAGCAGCUGCGAUCCUGUUCAGGCAACACCAACAGCAAAACGGGGGGGUUUCAUUGCCGUUUGACAGGUCGACUUCGUUGAGGUACCCGAAUUCUUGUUCUGGGUCUAAGAAAGCGGGUCAGUUGCCUCGGAGUUCCAGUUCCAGAGCUAGGUCCCUUACUGACCCGCUUUUGCAACCUCAUCAGCUUGUUAAUCAGGACGUAAAGCUCAAUAACUUGGAAACAAAUCAUUUUGUUCUUGUCCAUUGGGGAGGCUUUGGUGCUUGGUGUUGGUAUAAAACAAUUGCACUCCUAGAGGAAGGUGGUUUCAAAGCUACUGCGGUUGAUCUAACAGGUUCUGGCAUUCAUUCAUUCGACACAAAUGGCAUUACCAGUCUCUCACAAUAUGUGAAGCCACUAACUGAUUUUCUUGAAAAACUUCCCGAAGGCGAGAAGGUGAUCUUGGUGGGACAUGAUUUUGGUGGUGCAUGUGUAUCAUAUGUGAUGGAGUUGUUUCCUUUGAAAGUCACAAAGGCUGUUUUUGUGGCCGCUGCAAUGUUGACAAAUGGACAAAGUACACUUGACAUUUUUGCCCAGCAGGCAGGUUCUAAUGAUCUUAUGCGACAGGCUCAGAUAUUUUUGUAUGCUAAUGGAAAUGACCAACCUCCAACUGCUAUUGAUCUAGACAAGUCUUUAUUGCGGGAUUUGUUAUUCAAUCAAAGUCCUUCCAAGGAUGUUGCGUUAGCAUCUGUUUCAAUGAGGCCAAUUCCUUUUGCACCAGUUUUGGAGAAGCUUUCCCUCUCUGACAUGAAAUACAGAUCUGUGAGGCGUUUUUACAUAGAAACUCCUGAAGAUAAUGCCAUACCUAUGGUGCUUCAGGAAAGCAUGAUUAACUCAAGCCCACCAGAAAAAGUAUUCCAUCUAAAAGUCACUGAUGUUCUGCUUCUGACAAGCCUCCCUUCGGAGAAACCGACCGGACAAAACAUGUGUGGAUGAUAUGCAUCCUCUAAGGCAUGAUUCUACGAGGCCCCGUUUGGUAGCAUGGAUGCCAGCAUGAAUGGGUUGGCACGAUGUGGUGGGAAUAGCAACUCACUGUACCAGAGCCUCAUUCGGUGGUCAAAAGUUGCUGGACGCUCUCCAACUGCACGGUGCUAUGAUACCAAACGGGGCCUUGGUAUAUUUAGUGUUAGCACAAUGAUUUUAGGAGUAACUAUGAUCUUACACAGGCAGGUAGUCAAAUUUGGCCACAAAUCUUUCCCCACAAUGAGAGAACAGAACUUUCAUUUGAUGAAGAGAAAGGGCAAGAAAAUGGUUGAAAAUUCCACUAGUUUUCAUCCACAACCACAAUUGCACAUCACUUUUGUAUUUUUUGUUUGGUUACCUUGUGAGCCUCUUAAACACUUGUUUACAAUCCCCUUUGCAAAAACAGCCAGACACAAAUGUUAAAAGCCAGAAGAUUGGUGUCUGCCAUAACAGUAUGGUUGGUAGCAAUGUUACAUCUUCAUCAUGCCAACUGUUUGCAAACACAAACCACAAAGUUCAUCUCUCACAAC
Messenger RNA from Durio zibethinus, 1883 nucleotides. The record is from RefSeq and is a predicted model, not a curated record. Lineage: Eukaryota; Viridiplantae; Streptophyta; Magnoliopsida; Malvales; Malvaceae.